Aspergillus mulundensis is the source of this 864-nucleotide messenger RNA. Its product is annotated as DUF3431 domain-containing protein. The coding region runs from base 1 to 864 and encodes 287 amino acids. The record is from RefSeq and is a predicted model, not a curated record. NCBI's taxonomy places the organism in Eukaryota, Fungi, Ascomycota, Eurotiomycetes, Eurotiales, Aspergillaceae. The transcript has 3 exons.
AUGGCCAAGCGGCGACUCUUCCGUUGGCCAGCCCCCCGGACCACGGGCCUGACCUUCCUCGCUCUGCUGCUCAGCACUCUCACAUUGUUCCUCUAUGGCGGGGGGUCAUUUCCGCUCACACCGGCCCAGCGAGCCCAGGAAUCGCUCCACGACCAGGUCAUUCGCGAGCUCUCCGAGAUCACAGCGACGUACAGCAAUGCGAGCCAGGUCGGACUGGUAUUAGCGGCUACGCAGUCUGAUGACUUGCAGUGGCUGCUGGAGUAUAUUAAGGAGCGCGGCCCCGGCACAAUCCCCUUCAUCUACAGCACCGACGAUAAACCUGACCCGCGCCUCCUCCUCCCGCGCACUACCCGCGGCCGCGAAGCAACCGCCUACCUCUCCUACAUCGUUGACCAUUACAAUAACCUCCCGCCGUACUCGAUUUUCAUCCACUCCAACAUCAACCAAUGGCACAACGACCUCUUCGGUCCGUUUACCAGCAACGCCCUGCGCAAUCUCCGCCUCGAAGCCGUCGACGCGAUGGGCUACGUCAAUCUCCGAUGCCAGCAUGACCCCGGUUGUCCGACGAGCGUGCACCCGUGGAGCCCGACGCAGAUCGAUAUCGAGAAGAACGACAUCCGCGCGUUCUUCCCGGAGGUAUACCAAGACAUCCUUGGUGUCCCUGCAGAGCGGGUCCCCGAACACAUUGGGAAUGUAUGCUGCGGGCAGUUUGCCGUGAGCCGCGAGCGCAUUCUGCAGCGGCCGAGGCAGGACUACGAGCGGAUGCUAAAGUGGGCGGCGGAAACGGACCGCACGGACAGUUUUGGCGUCGGCUGGGUAUACGAGAAGAUCUGGCACAUUAUUUUUGGGAUGGAGGUUAUCUAG